ACGCAAGAUUUCAGGAAAUGAUAAAACCUUAAGACAUUAAAGAGGAAGAAAAACGAAUUAUAACACCAAAUUAGUUUGCUGGCAUUGUAUAUAUUACGAAAUAGGUUAGAUAAAAGUGGAAAAAUAGGGUAAUUCUACCAGCCCAGAUUCGUAUUAGAAAACCCUAGAGAAGUUUUAUUUUGCCUUGUUUAGACUACAAGAAGCUUAAUAUUUAGAAUAAAACGAAGUAACUCCAAAGUAUCCCUUUGUCUUUCAGUACUCGUUCAAUUAAAUAAUGGUAUACUUCUGGUUAAAUUUUUGUAGGUUCAUCUAGGAGGUCAUUAAGUUUAAUAAAAAUAGAUAGAAGAUUUGAAAAAAUAUGACUAUUAACAGCAAUUUUACUAGAAGACCAAGGCUGUGCCUCAAGUAAAGCUCUCUGUUUAAAAGAGAAAGGGGUUUUCUACUUUAGAAUAAAAGGACUCUAAAAAUAUCCCUAAGAAUUAUUGUAAGGCAAUAAUCAGUUAUGCCCAAAAAAAUUAAACUCUCUGUCAAGAAAUACUGAAAGAAGAAAUAAAGGUAGCUAAAUUUAUAGAAUACUUAACAAGUUAAAAGAAAAAAUCACUAAAUAUAAGAGUAUUCAAAGCUUUGUUACAAUAAUGCGACGAUCCAAUAUAAGAUGAAUUCAACCGAACUUUUAGGAUUAUAAGGUAACUUAUUUCUAUUAAACUAGUUAAAUCUUUAUUAAAAAAUAUGCCAUAAAUUAUAUUUAUAAUUCAAAAAUAGUAUAGCACAAUUGGCAUAUUAGAUAUAGAUAAUAAAUAUAUAAGGGAAUCAGAAAUCCAAAAAGAUUUUCCCAUAUAAAGAAACUUUGA
This is a messenger RNA of Paramecium octaurelia, 851 nucleotides long. NCBI's taxonomy places the organism in Eukaryota, Ciliophora, Oligohymenophorea, Peniculida, Parameciidae. The record is from the annotation of a GenBank genome assembly.